AUGGAUAGACCAGGAAGAAUUGUAAGAAAUCAGAUAGAUUUUUUGCUGGUCAAUAGAAGAUUUUGGAACAGUUGUAUAUCUGUCAAAACAUAUCCUGGGGCAGAUAUCCAAUCUGAUCACACACCUUUGGUUGGCAGGUUUAAGGUGAGAUUGGAGAGAGUUACAGUCCGGAAGGUGAAGAGUUAUGAUCUCAGAAGACUGAAGGAUCCUGUUGUACAGCAGAUGGUGAGGAAUGACUUGAAUGAGAGAUUGAGAGUGGGUGGAGAUCUGGAGAGUGUGGAGGGGGGACUUGCAAUUGUAAAGGAAACAGUGAAAGGUAUAAAAGAUCAAUACCUAAGAAGGGACCCAAGGAAAUGUAGGUCAUGGAUGACUGAUGAGAUACUGGAACUUAUGGAACUGAGGAAGAGUCACAAAGACAAUCUUGUUGAGUAUAGAAGGAUCCAUACUAUCAUUAGAAGAAAGAUCAGGGAGGCCAAGGAGAGAGAAAAGGUUGAACAGUGUCAGGGGAUAGAGCUAUAUCAAAGUCACUAUGAUAGCUUCAAUGUCCAUCGUAAAGUAAAGGAAGUGGCUGGGGAGUUCUUUUUUAACAAAAGUGGUCGGUUAGCGGAUGUACACGGCAAUUUGGUGAUUGAUAAGGAUGAGAGGAAGAAGGUGUGGGAGCAAUAUUUAAAGGAUUUAUUCCAUGACCUCAGAGCACAGCAGCCUGUCUUUGAAGAUGACACUGGACCGAAAAUUCUAUUGGAAGAGGUGAAGGCGGCCAUGAAGCAGAUGGAGGAUGGAAAGGCAACGGGAUCGGAUGAAAUAUCCAUUGAAUUGUUGAAGUUAAUGGAUGAAGAAAAUAUGAAGACAAUAACCAACAUUGUCAACCACAUAUACUCAACAGGAAAAAUCCCAAAUCAAUGGUUGGAGUCAGAGUUCAUUGCAAUUCCAAAGAAGUCAAGUGCAAAAGCCUGUGGAGACUUCCAAACAUUAAGUUUGAUGAGUAACAUGCUUGAAGUGUUUUUAAAAGUCAUUCACAAAAGAAUUUAUAACAUAUGUGAAGAGCAAAUUUCACCCAAUCAAUUUGGUUUUGUAAAGGCUGUGGGAACAAGGGAAGCUCUGUUUGGUGUGCAGGUUCUGUUUCAAAGAUGCAGAGAUGUGGGUUGA
Molecule: messenger RNA, 1146 nt
Organism: Nilaparvata lugens (brown planthopper)
Lineage: Eukaryota; Metazoa; Arthropoda; Insecta; Hemiptera; Delphacidae
Exons: 1
Coding region: 1-1146 (381 amino acids)
Source: RefSeq, a predicted model, not a curated record